AAGUUUACAUAGCAGGUCAUCAGCUUUACUUUCAGCAAUUUGUACAGGUUUUGUUUCCACUCCAUUGUAGUCACCUCAAUACACUGUCACGGUUCCCACGUCCUCCUGUGUUUUACCGUUCUCAGUCCUCCUUUCCUAACUUUCUGAACUUUUGGAACCUUAAAUACCAAGUUUCAUCAACUUGAUGGCCUCUUCAGUAGGCUCGCUCCCCCCGCCUCCCACCAAUUUUAUCAAGAAAUUGUGUCCUUUGCCUUGUUGAAUUCUCAGUUUUGCUUUGGCUGAUAACUGUAAGUGUACCUCUAGUUCAGGUAUUUUCUGUAAACUGGUAGGUAGAAAUUCACUUUGAUUUAGCUUUUGUUUUGUAGGCAUCCUUACAUGGGACGUUCACACCAGGAAGCACAUAUGGGCCUUCAGAAAGAUUUGUGGAAAAAUGGAAUUAAAAGAUGAUGAAAAAUAUUCCAUGGAUGUUUGCAAAUUCCCUCAUAAGGCUACCUUUCAAAGGGUUACUCCUAGGGUUGGUACAGUAGGCUUCACUAGACUUAGCUGCAACUCAGAAUUUCUCCUCCAGCACCUGAGUAAAUGCUGAUGGUCUUGUGGAGAGUGGAUUAAAAGUACAAGCUAAAUUCUCAAUCCCAAUUAAGAAGCGGAGGAAAAAUUUAAACUGUCUCCUUCAAAGUUUAUCACAACCACCACCAUCAAGACAGCAAACCAAAGGACAAAGACUUUGACCUCCUGUGUUGCUCUGUGUGGUCAAGUGCACGUGUGGUUUACAGACUUGCCUGGGGUACUAAUACGUAAAUAAAGAGUCGGACACUUCUGUCACUGGAAGCUUGUAUUCACAAAGUUACUGAAAUGAGGGCUUUACUGGAGACAGCAGACAUUGCCAUAGUGGCCCUGUACUUUAUCCUGGUCAUGUGCAUUGGCUUUUUUGCCAUGUGGAAAUCUAAUAGAAGCACCGUGAGUGGAUACUUUCUCGCCGGGCGCUCUAUGUCCUGGGUAGCAAUUGGUGCCUCUCUGUUUGUGAGCAAUAUCGGGAGUGAACACUUCAUUGGGCUGGCAGGAUCUGGAGCUGCAAGUGGAUUUGCAGUGGGCGCAUGGGAAUUCAAUGCCUUACUGCUUUUGCAACUUCUGGGAUGGGUUUUUAUACCCAUUUACAUCCGGUCGGGGGUAUACACCAUGCCUGAAUACUUAUCCAGGCGAUUUGGUGGCCAUAGGAUUCAAGUGUAUUUUGCUGCCUUGUCUCUGCUCCUGUAUAUCUUCACCAAGCUCUCCGUGGAUCUGUAUUCAGGUGCCCUCUUUAUCCAGGAGUCCUUGGGUUGGAACCUUUACGUGUCUGUCAUCCUGCUCAUUGGGAUGACGGCCCUGCUGACGGUCACGGGCGGCCUUGUUGCAGUCAUCUACACAGACACGCUACAGGCUCUGCUCAUGAUCAUCGGGGCACUGACCCUGAUGGUUAUCAGCAUGAUGCAGAUUGGCGGGUUUGAGGAGGUGAAGAGAAGGUACAUGUUGACCUCGCCCAAUGUCUCUUCCAUCUUGUUGAGGUACAACCUCUCUAACACAAAUUCCUGUCACGUCCAACCGAAAGAAAAUGCCCUGAAAAUGUUGCGCAGCCCAACAGAUGAAGACGUUCCGUGGCCUGGCUUCAUUCUUGGGCAGACCCCGGCUUCAGUGUGGUACUGGUGUGCUGACCAAGUCAUUGUGCAGAGGGUGUUAGCAGCCAAAAACAUCGCUCAUGCCAAAGGCUCUACUCUGAUGGCUGGCUUCUUGAAGCUUCUGCCAAUGUUCAUCAUAGUGGUCCCAGGAAUGAUUUCUAGGAUACUGUUUGCUAAUGAUAUAGCUUGCAUCAACCCAGAGCACUGCAUGCUAGUGUGUGGAAGCAGAGCUGGCUGCUCCAAUAUUGCCUACCCACGCCUGGUGAUGGAGCUGGUUCCCGUGGGCCUCCGGGGCCUCAUGAUGGCGGUGAUGAUUGCUGCUCUGAUGAGUGACUUGGACUCUAUCUUUAACAGUGCCAGCACCAUAUUCACCCUUGACGUGUACAAACUCAUCCGAAAGAGUGCCAGCUCCCGGGAACUAAUGAUUGUGGGGAGGAUAUUUGUGGCCUUUAUGGUGGUGAUCAGUAUCGCAUGGGUACCAAUCAUCGUGGAGAUGCAAGGAGGCCAGAUGUACCUUUACAUUCAAGAGGUAGCUGAUUACCUGACGCCCCCAGUCGCGGCCCUGUUCCUUCUGGCCAUUUUUUGGAAGCGCUGCAAUGAACAAGGGGCUUUCUAUGGUGGAAUGGCUGGCUUUGUUCUCGGAGCAGUCCGUUUGACACUGGCCUUUGUCUACCGUGCCCCUGAGUGUGACCAGCCUGACAACAGACCAAGCUUCAUCAAAGACAUACAUUACAUGUAUGUGGCCACAGCACUGUUCUGGGUCACAGGACUCAUUACCGUAAUUGUAAGCCUACUCACACCACCUCCCAAGAAGGAACAGAUUCGGACCACCACCUUUUGGUCCAAGAAGAACCAGGUAAAGGAGAGCUGCUCUCCGAGAGAUGAGCCAUACAGAUUGCAAGAGAAGAGCAUUCUGCGGUGUAACGAGAAUAGUGAGACCAUCAACCACAUCGUUCCUAACGGGAAGUCAGAAGACAGCAUCAAGGGCCUCCAGCCUGAGGAUGUGAAUCUGCUGGUGACCUGCGGAGAGGAGGGCAACCCAGUGGCUUCCUCGGGCCACUCUGAGGCAGAAACACCAGUCGAUACUUACUCCAAUGGGCAAGCAACUCUCAUGGGUGAGAAAGAGAGAAAGAAAGAACCAGAAGAUGGAAGCCGGUCCUGGAAGUUCAUAGACUGGUUCUGUGGCUUUAAAAGUAAGAACCUCAGUAAGCAGAGUCUCAGAGACCUGAUGGAAGAAGAGGCUGUUUGUUUACAGAUGCUGGAAGAGACUCCAAAAGUUAAACUAAUACUCAAUAUUGGACUUUUUGCUGUGUGCUCUCUUGGAAUUUUCAUGUUCGUUUAUUUCUCCUUAUAAACUUUUAAAGGAGCCCAGGUGGCGCAGUGGUUAAAUGCUCAGCUGCUAACCCAAGAAGUCAGCAGUUCGA
This is a messenger RNA of Echinops telfairi (small Madagascar hedgehog), 3076 nucleotides long. It is a transcript of the gene SLC5A3, whose product is annotated as solute carrier family 5 member 3. NCBI's taxonomy places the organism in Eukaryota, Metazoa, Chordata, Mammalia, Afrosoricida, Tenrecidae. The coding region runs from base 853 to 3006 and encodes 717 amino acids. Gene Ontology annotation, cellular component: plasma membrane. The record is from RefSeq and is a predicted model, not a curated record. Gene Ontology annotation, biological process: inositol metabolic process; transmembrane transport; myo-inositol transport. The transcript is spliced from 2 exons. Gene Ontology annotation, molecular function: D-glucose:sodium symporter activity.